Molecule: messenger RNA, 1248 nt
Organism: Aspergillus mulundensis
Lineage: Eukaryota; Fungi; Ascomycota; Eurotiomycetes; Eurotiales; Aspergillaceae
Exons: 6
Coding region: 1-1248 (415 amino acids)
Molecular function (GO): FAD binding; monooxygenase activity
Source: RefSeq, a predicted model, not a curated record
AUGCCCCUCAAAGUGAUCGUUGUUGGUGCAGGCCUCGGUGGUCUGGGUGCUGCUAUAGCUUUGAACCGCGCAGGACAUCAGGUGCAGGUUAUUGAAAAGUCUAGCUUCCUCAACGAGGUCGGGGCGGCUAUCCAUGUAGCGCCUAAUGCCACUCGCAUCCUGAAAGCCUGGCAAUGCAACCUAGAUUUGCUUCAACCCGUCCAGUGCGAGACACUGCAGGUCUGGGACGCAAUGGGAAACCACGUGCGCACUCCCAUUGUUACGGAGGAGCAACAGCGUGCCUUGAAGGUGGACGAUGAAUGGGUGCUGACCCAUAGGGGUCGACAUCCGAUUGUCAUCCCGGGUAAUGUCGGUGGCAAGUAUCCCGUGACGCAGUAUUUCCUCACGACUAACCCUAGCAAAUACGUGCAGGAUGCAGAGGCCGGUGAGGUUGUCCUUGAGGAUGGAACCAAGUACGUUGCUGACCUGAUUGUGGGUGCCGACGGCGUCCAUUCUCGCUCAGUCCGCGCCAUCGCAAGGACAGACAGAGGCAGCGUAAGAACCGGUCAAAACUGCUACCGGUUCUUAGUACCCGUCGAAAAAAUGCAAGACAACCCACUCACGGCAAAGCUCCUUGCGAAGAUCAAUCUGAACGGGGUCCAUGUCUUCGCGACCCGGGAUCGACGUUUAGUGAUGUACCCCUGCCGCAAAGGCAAGUUGCUGAACGUGGCUGGAAUCUACCCGUCCACGUCCGAGACAGACACCCCUGGUGAUGCGGCAUGGCACAAUGCGGGAAGUGUAGACCAGUUACUCGAGACAUUCAGCGGCUUUAGCGAGGAGCUGCGGGAGAUGUGUCGCUUGGCCGAGGAUGUCAAGCUAUGGAGUCUGGCGUCUCGUGAUCCAGCGCCUAUCUUCGUCCGGGGCAAGCUCGCUUUGAUUGGCGAUGCUGCGCACCCCAUGCUGCCUCAUCAGGGCCAGGGCGCCGCGCAAGCUUUUGAGGAUGCGGCAGCUCUUGCCGGUGUGAUGACCGCGGACACGACCGUGGAGCAGAUCUCGCAGCGCCUGGGACUUUACAAUAAGCUCCGGUACGGGCAUGCAGUGACUGUCAUGAUGAUGUCAAGAACCAACGAUGAGCGGCGGGCGGAAAUGCUGGAUGAGCUCCGUCGGUAUGUCCCCGACGCGGAGGUUCCGAAGGACAUGUUCACCUACACCUGGCCAUCGGAGCCCAUCAAGGAAGCCGCACAGCUGGUAGAAGCUGCUAUGGCGUAG